This is a messenger RNA of Zeugodacus cucurbitae (melon fly), 940 nucleotides long. Its product is annotated as alcohol dehydrogenase 2-like. The record is from RefSeq and is a predicted model, not a curated record. Gene Ontology annotation, molecular function: alcohol dehydrogenase (NAD+) activity. NCBI's taxonomy places the organism in Eukaryota, Metazoa, Arthropoda, Insecta, Diptera, Tephritidae. Gene Ontology annotation, cellular component: cytoplasm. The transcript is spliced from 4 exons. The coding region runs from base 118 to 891 and encodes 257 amino acids.
UUGUAAUCCAGCUAUAGUUGACAGAUAGGUCACGGAGCCAGUGGUCACAAACAGUAGCUCUAGAUUCAAAUAGUACUUCAGAUUUAAUUUACGUAAAAAAUAGCGUUUUUUGUGAUAAUGAAUAUUAAAGGUAAAAACGUAAUAUAUUCAGGAGGUUUUGGAUGUAUUGGCCAAGCUUGCGUCAAAGAGUUCCUAAAAAGCGGUGCUAAGUAUGUAACCAUAUUCGAUGUCGAUGAGAAUAAAGAAGCAAUGAUUGAGUUUAAAAAGUUGUACCCUGGUACCACAAUUCAUUUUAUAUCAGUGGAUAUGCGGAAGAAGGAGAGCAUCACAACGGCCUUUAAAUCAGCUGUAGAGAAAAUGGGACUCUUUGACGUUUUGGUCAAUGGUUGCGGUAUAAUGGGGGAUAGCGAAGUUGACUUAACAAUCGAAAUUAAUUUGUUGGGGCUAAUGCAUAGUAGCUUAACUGCAUUACCUUAUAUGGAUAAAUCAAGUGGAGGACGUGGCGGUACUAUUGUGAAUAUUUCAUCCGUUGCUGGCUUGGGAUCGAUACCUUUAUGUCCUGUUUAUUCUGCGGCUCAACAUGGUGUCACAACUUUCACUCGCUGCUUGGGGGAUAAAAUGUAUUACGAUCGUUUGGGCGUCAGAAUCAUAACAAUAUGUCCUGGAUUUACAGGCAUCAACUUUUUAAAGAAUCUACAUUCAAAAGUUAUGUUUAAGUUUACCGAGGAAAUGGAUAAUGAUAUGGCCAAUGCCAAGCAACAGUCUGUAGAAGUGUGUGCAAGGAAUAUGAUAAAGGUAAUUGAAACAGGUAAGAACGGUGCUGUCUACAUGCUAGAUUUAGGCAAUAUUAAGGAGGUUACAAUACCCAAGAUGUUUGAACCAACCUUUUAAGAACACUAAGAGAAUAUGCAUAUUAUUAAAGGUAGUGUAAUUCGCGUCG